Molecule: messenger RNA, 860 nt
Organism: Varanus komodoensis (Komodo dragon)
Lineage: Eukaryota; Metazoa; Chordata; Lepidosauria; Squamata; Varanidae
Gene: GPX4
Product: glutathione peroxidase 4
Exons: 7
Biological process (GO): response to oxidative stress
Molecular function (GO): glutathione peroxidase activity
Source: RefSeq, a predicted model, not a curated record
GGAUAAAGGAGGGGCGGGCCGCGUCGCCGCGAUGAGUGUGCGGCGCUUGGCGGGGCGGACGUGGCUGUGCGGGCUGCUGGCGGCGCAGGGGCUGAGCAGGACGAUGUGUGCACAACCUUCAGAUUGGCAGACAGCCAAAUCCAUCUACGAGUUCCACGCCUUGGAUAUUGAUGGCAAUGAUGUUUCCCUGGAGAAAUACAGGGACCACGUCUGCAUCAUCACCAACGUCGCGUCAAAAUGAGGCAAGACUGGCGUAAACUACACUCAGUUUGUCGAGCUCUACAGCAGAUAUGCUGAGAAAGGUUUACGCAUCCUAGCCUUCCCCUGCAACCAGUUUGGCAAGCAGGAGCCGGGCACCAAUGAGGAGAUCAAAGCUUUUGCUGCUGGAUACGGCGUGACGUUUGACAUGUUUGGCAAGAUCGAAGUCAACGGGGACGGCGCCCACCCUCUCUGGAAGUGGAUGAAGAGCCAGCCCAAAGGCCGGGGGUCUCUGGGAAACGCCAUUAAAUGGAACUUCACCAAGUUCCUCAUCAACAAGGAGGGCCAGGUGGUGAAAAGAUACAGUCCGAUGGAUGACCCCCAGGUCAUCGAGAAGGACCUGCCCCCUUACAUGUAGACCCGGCUCCCGUCCAACUGGAUCUGUCCUCGGCCAGCAGCAGCUCCUCCCGCCCCCUGCACUGCACUGCCCCAGUGACGGCCUCCCUCCAAGCCAAGCCCUCUUGGCGAGGCUGGCCUGAAUAAACUGGCAGGAGCUUGCGGGGGGUGCGAGGCCCUGCCAGGCUGGGCCAGGCACUUGGAUGCGCUUAGACCGGUGCGCCGGUCAGCGCAGUAGCAAUAAUAAAGCUUGUUUCUCCUCAAAA